CAGCAACUAGUGGAUUAAGUGCGAUCGAACGAGAUCGGUCUGUGAAAACGCACACAAGAGGGAGCGUGAAAGCGAGCGGAGGCAGGCGCGCACUCGAGCUGUAAGAAGCAUUUUUCCCGGAACGCGCGCACACAGACAGCGCUGCUUGUGAGAAAGCAGACAGAGGAGGGCAGGAGAGAAGAAGGACAGGGACGCAAACGCAAAGAGACAAAGUUCUCCUGCUUCGAGUUUAACUAUGGUGCCAACAGAUACCUGCGUUCCACUUUAAUAAAGUUUUGGAUUAUAACAGAAGAGAGGAAACAUCCCCAAGGAGCUGGUGCACACAUGGAUUUUGGUGAGGCACCAACGCUUUAGUGCAGUCGAACCAAAGAGAUACCCAGUCAUGAUUUGGGUCGCAUUUUUACCAGUUUUGAUUUCGUGCGCAGUCGGGAACAGGACCAUGGAGCAGGUGCCAUUUUUUCAUGGCCAUGUAUUUGAGAACUCGUCGCCGGGUUCCAGGGUCAAUGGCCUGAGCGUCCCGUUAAAGCGGCUAAACUCGCAAAGGCUGUGCGGUGCCGGGGAAUCCGCUUCAGCGGCAGCGCACUUCAAACUCCUGGGAGAGGGGAGCGAGCAUUUCCGUGUCUUUGCUCACCACAAGCGGGGGCAUAUUUUAUUGAAGACUUCUGGUGUCUUGGACAGAGAGGAGCGGGCUGAAUACGCCCUGGGUCUGGGGUUGUGUUGCGGGCAAUGCGCGGGACUCUUCCGGGAAGAGGAGGACGAGUCUCCACUUGUCGCCGAAGUGGCAUCCAUCAAAGUGGACGUUCUGGACACCAACGACCACCAGCCCAGUUUUCCCGAUUCCGACGUGAAACUGAGCCUGGACGAUGCCACUGCGCUCCGCACGGCGAUCUACACGGUCACGGCGCGGGACAAUGACAGUGGCAAGAAUGCUGAGCUCAUCUACUUUGCUUUACCCAAAAACGGGAGUUUUUACGCGGUCCCCAAAACUGGCGAUAUCCUCCUUGUUGACUCUAUCCUCGGCCUGGACGAACCUAUUAAGUUUAAAAUAUUCGCCCGUGACCGCGGGUGGCCACCUCGCACAAGCCGAAGCAUCGCAGUGGAAAUAAAUCCACGACAAUGGCCCGUGGCGCCGUCAGUGAACCCCCAACUGGGGAAUCGGAAACCCAGUUCGCAAAUUAAAGUUCCUGCGCGGCGACCCAGAUCAGUGCUGGAGUCAGACAACCCCGUUUUCAUCAAUGUGUCCGAGGAUGCGGGGAUCGGUUCAGUGGUGAUGAACCUGAACCCGGUGAGGUUUCAGUCGGCCACGUUUGAGCUGUUGGAGCCCGACGUGGAAAACUCUCCGGUCAGUGUGAGUCGGGACAGUGGGGAUAUAGUGAUAUCACGGAGACUGGACCGCGAGACCGAGCCUCUGGUGGAGAUCACUGUCAAAGUACAGGAUAAAAGAGGUCCAGACUGGUACUUGGUCAGAGUGGAACUGACUGCGACAGAUGUCAAUGACAACGUCCCAGAAUGGAGCAUGGUUCCUGCUCCCUACCUUGCCGUGGUUUCCCCAGAUGCCACUGCAGGUUCACUGGUCUACAAGCUGUACGCUCAGGAUGGGGAUGAAGGCAACAACGGUGAAGUGGAGUAUUUUCUGUCUGAUGGUGGUGAUGGCCGUUUUGAAGUAGACAGGAAGAAUGGACAGGUACGGACCACAGGCCUUCCUCUGCAGCGAGAUAGGGAGUAUCUGCUGACAGUGGUGGCAGCAGACCGCCUGGGCAGCCGCAGCGCCCCAGCCGUCAUCUCUGUGAUUGCUGGAGCCCGGCCGCCACAGUUUACCAAUGCUUCUUUCACCAUUGCCAUACCAGAAAAUACCCCUGAAGGACAGCCCUUCUUGGUCACACCUGCUGUGUCCUUCCAAAAGAAACCAAUCAGCUACAGCCUCGUCAUCAAUCCCAGCAGUCUGUUCUCCAUCUCAGCGGAUACGGGUGAAAUCAGCUUGACCCGCCCCAUCGACUACGAGAGCGACCAACAUCGCUAUUUGCUCUUGGUGCGAGCCAGCGAGGGCCUGGAAAGCAUGAGCAGUGCAGCAGAGGUGCGGGUUUCUAUUGUCGAUGAAAAUGACUGCGUUCCAGAGUUCCUUCAGUCAAUUUACAGUAAGGAUGGAGUACCAGAGACCGUUACUACAGCAACCUCCUUGUUGCAAGUGUCAGCCAAUGACUGUGACUCAGAAGAGAAUGCAGAGUUGACCUAUUACACGCUGAGCCCAGACUUCACUAUCUCACCUCACGGGACCAUCUUCCCCUCGGGACCUCUGGACUAUGAGAGACCUAAUCACCUGUACGAGUUUGUUGUCAUGGCCAUCGACAAAGGGGAGGUCCCUCGCACGGGUACUACUACAGUACGGAUUAGAAUGGCCAACGUCAACGAUGAGGCACCGGAGUUCUCCCAACAUAUAUAUCGGACAUUUGUCUCAGAGGACGCCGGCCCCAACACACUCGUUGCCACAGUGCUGGCAAAGGACCCUGAUGGAGAUGGGAUCACAUACAAAAUCACCACGGGAAACGAGGAGGGCAACUUUGUCAUAGACAAUCAAAAAGGUUUGAUCCGGCUGCGUUCCAGCCCACCACCUCGACUCCAGGGUGUUGAAUAUGUCCUCAAUGUUACAGCCACAGAUGACAAUGCCUCAGGUGGACCUCAAACACUGUCAUCCACUGCCCAAGUCAUAGUUGGAGUGGACGAUGUGAAUAACAACAAGCCGGUCUUUGAAAUGUGUCAGCAGUACAGAGAGAGCACAUCAGUCCUGGAGAACCAGCCAGCAGGGACGUUUGUUCUGCAGGUUCAUGCUGUGGAUGCUGACGAGGGCUCCAAUGGCAGGGUCACAUAUGGCUUCAUGCAUAAGGACUCCACUGUGCCUGCAUUCAGUAUACACCCGGAAACUGGAGUGAUUGUGACAGCCAGGAAAUUUGACCGUGAACGCCAGCGGGAGUAUGCUGUGACAGUGACUGCCACUGACCAGGCAGCUGAACCACUGAUUGGCAUUUGUCAGCUCAACAUCCUCAUCCUGGACCAGAACGACAACAGUCCCAAGUUUGAAAACAUCCGAUAUGAGUACUUCCUUCGUGAGGAUACCAUGAUUGGAACCAGUUUCUUGAGGGUGGCAGCUCAUGAUGAUGACUUUGGCACCAACGCGGCAAUCACUUACUCUAUGUCCAGUGAACAGCCGGAGUACCUCAGGGUCAACCCGCUGACAGGCUGGGUGUAUGUUAACCAGCCCAUCUCACAGAGAACCUACAUCACCAGGGAAAUUGUGGCUACGGAUGGAGGGAACAGGAGCAGUUCAGUGGAGCUGGCUGUCACUAUCACGAAUGUGAAAAACCAGCCUCCACAGUGGGAAAAAGACAGCUACAGCGUGAUCAUACCAGAGAACACUGUACGAGACACACCUAUUGUGACCAUCAAAGCCACCUCUCCUCUGGGAGACCCCAGGGUAACUUACAAUUUGGAGGAUGGUAUGGUCCCAGAGACCAACAUGCCAGUACGCUUCUACUUGACCCCCAACCGAGAGGAUGGUUCGGCCUCCAUCCUGGUGGCGGAGCCCCUGGAUUAUGAGACCACCAAGAAUUUUAUGCUUCGUGUUAGAGCCCAGAAUGUUGCUGCUGUACCACUGGCAGCCUUCUCCACAGUAUAUAUCAAUGUUACUGAUGUAAAUGACAACGUGCCAUUUUUUACUUCCUCCAUCUAUGAGGCAUCAGUCACUGAAGGAGCAGAAUCAGGAACUUUGGUUUUCCAGGUUUCAGCCACUGACCUAGACUUGGCUCUCAAUGGCAAGAUUUCUUACUCACUGCUGGAGGAUCGCAGUGGGGACCAUCAGUACUUCCGUAUCGAUCCUGAGCUGGGUUUCAUCUACACCCAGGCUGUGUUUGACCGUGAGACCAAAAGCUCCUAUCUGCUGGAGGUUCAGUCUAUGGAUGGCUGGGAGUCAGCACGGCCUGGCAAACAUGGACAAGCCAACUCAGACACAGCAUAUGUUCGCGUUUUCAUCAGUGACGUGAAUGAUAACAAGCCGGUGUUUGCCCAGGCAUCCUAUGAAGUUGAUGUGGAUGAGGAUGCUGAUGUAGGCUUUGCCAUUCUCACUGUCAGUGCCAAUGAUGGGGACGAAGGUGGAAACGCUAAGCUACGCUACCAGAUCACAUCAGGAAACACGGGAGGGGUGUUUGAUGUGGAACCAGAGGUGGGCACUAUCUUUAUCGCCCAGCCUCUGGACUAUGAACAGAACAAAAGGUACAAGCUUCAUAUUCUGGCAUCAGACGGGAAGUGGGAAGAUUACACAACAGUGACAGUAAACGUGGUAAACAAGAACGAUGAGGCUCCAGUGUUUACUGUUAACGAGUACUAUGGAAGCGCAACGGAGGAACUGGAUGGUUCACCGGUGUUUGUCUUACAGGUGACAGCAUCUGACCCAGACAAGGAUGCUGACCAGGAGGCUCUGCGUUACUCUCUCCACGGCCAGGGUGCAGAGAGUGAAUUCAUAAUUGAUGAGGUCACAGGUAAGAUCUAUGCCCAGAGGACUCUGGACCGGGAGGAGCGUGCCGUCUGGCGUUUUGUUGUCCUGGCCACAGAUGAGGGCGGUGAAGGUCUUACAGGCUUCACAGACGUCAUUAUAAACGUGUGGGACAUCAAUGACAACGCGCCCAUCUUCACUUGCUCUCCCAGCUGCCACGGAGAUGUAGCGGAGAACUCAGUUGUGGGGACGUCUGUGAUGGAGAUGACAGCGACCGACCUGGACGACUCAGCUGUGGGGCAGAACGCUGUGCUCUCUUACAGGAUUGUGGGCAGUUUAGAUGCCACUAACACUGAGGUGGGAGGAGUGCCCAUCUUCUCGGAAAUGUUCAAUAUCAACCCCACAACAGGGACCAUCAGUGUAGGCAUGGGUGGUCUGGACAGAGAACAGGUUGAGUCCUACCUCCUGGUUGUGGAGGCCAGAGAUGGGGGAGGGAUGACGGGAACUGGGACCGCCACCAUUCAGAUCAAGGAUGUCAACGACCAUGCUCCAAGAUUCAUUGAUCACUCCUGCCUGGCAAGGAUCUCAGAGAAUGCAGAGCCCAAUGCAGAGGUCCUGGAGCUUGCUGCAGAGGACAGAGACACUGGAGAAAAUGCCCAGCUGACCUUUAGUGUCGUGGCCGGAGACCAAGAGCAAAAGUUCUACAUGGUCAGCCACAAGCAGGAGCAGCGUGGCACCUUGAGGCUAAAGAAACGUCUGGACUAUGAACGACACAGUGAGCAGAGAUUCAACCUCACACUGAAGGUUGAGGACCUUGACUUCUCCAGCCUUCUGCACUGUGUGGUGGAAGUGGAGGACUAUAAUGAUCAUGCUCCAGUCUUCAUUCCGCACUUCCUGUCCCUCGCUCCACUGCCUGAGGACAUCACUGUGGGAACCAGUGUGGCGCGUUUGGUGGCCAGUGACUCUGAUUCAGGCCAGAACCGUGACAUCACCUAUAGCCUGUCCGAAGACUCCGAUCCUGACGGUCUGUUCAAUAUUGACCAGUCAGGUGUACUCUCAGUGGCCCAGCCUCUGGAUCGGGAGAGGAUACCCCAGCAUCAGUUAGUUGUCAUUGCAACCGAUCACGGUGUUCCACCUCUGACAGGCAGUGCCACCAUUCAGCUUCCUCUGUUGGAUGUGAAUGAUAAUGGGCCAGAGUUUGAGGCAGCAUACUCCCCAGUAGUCUUUGAGAAUGUGGCUGGACCACAGGUAGUAAGGUUGAACCAAACAUCGACCCUCCUCAGAGCUGUAGACCAGGACUCACCUGAGAACGGCCCACCCUUCCACUUCAGUGUCCCCUCCGACUAUCGCCACAGCAACGAUUUCUACCUUCAGGACAACCUAAAUGGCACAGCGACACUAACAGCUCUGAGGACAUUUGACCGGGAGCGCCAAAAAGAGUUUGUCCUUCCUGUUAUCAUGAGUGACAGCGGCCGUCCUGCCAAAACUGUGACCAGCACCCUGACUGUAACCAUCGGUGACCAAAAUGAUCACGCACACGUGGCAGGGGAAAAGAAGAUUUUCAUCAAUAGUCACAGGGGCCGUAUGCCAACUACCGUGCUUGGAAAGGUCUACUCUCCCGACCCCGAUGAUUGGGAUAACAAGACAUACGUCUUUGAGGGACAUGUUCCAAGUUACUUUAUUCUGAACAAGCGAACAGGUUUCCUGAUCAUCAAGGAGAAUGCCCCACCCAACACGUACCAGUUUCAGGUUCGUGUUUCAGAUGGAAUUUGGCCAGAUGCUGUCUCCACUGUAACUGUACACGUGAGGGAGCUGCGAGACGAAGCCAUUUACAACUCAGGAUCCCUUCGCCUGGCAGACAUCACAGCAAAGGAGUUCAUUGAACUGAGAGGGAAGCAGCGGAGCCGCUACGAGCUGUUGGCGGACUUCCUGUCUGAGAUGCUCUCAGUUCCACCUGACGAUGUCAACAUCUUUAGCCUAAUGGAUGUAAAGGAGCGAAUGCUGGAUGUUCGCUUUGCUGUGCACGCUGGCCCCUCCUUCCUACAGCCUGAGAAAAUGCAUGGUUAUCUUGCCGCCCACAAACAAAAGCUCCAGUCAUUCCUGCAGAUCAGUGUCUUCCAAGUCCGAGUAGACGAGUGCCCUAGCUCAGAGUGCACAGGGGCAGGUGGCUGCACUAACGUUUUGAACGUGCGGGACACGCCCACAGUGGUAGAUUGUGGGACCAUGAGUCUUGUGUCUGUGACAGUGGAAUCCACAGCUGUAUGCUCCUGCCCAGGUAGAGAGCAGUCCCAUCAGCCCUGUGCUGCCUAUCCCAGAAACCCCUGCUUUAAUGGUGGAGUGUGUGUGGACACUCAGCAUGGCUACAGGUGCCAGUGCCCAACUCAGUAUGAGGGGCCUGAAUGCCAGCAGAACAAGCACAGUUUCCAUGGCAACGGCUAUGCCUGGUUUCCUCCCAUGAUGCCUUGUUUUGAGAGCCAUGUGUCGCUGGAGUUCAUCACAGACGUAGCUGAUGGAUUGCUGCUUUACAGCGGCCCCUUAGCCCAGCUGCAGGCCUGGGAUCACGAGGACUUCGUGGCCAUAGAGCUAAUAGAUGGGACCCCCACACUGAAAAUCAACCAUGGCUCCGGCACAGUGGUGCUACAGUUGCCAGGCAACGUGAACGUGGCAGACAGGCGGUGGCAUCGGCUGGAUGUCCGCAGCAACAGCAAGGAAGUACGUUUCACCUUGGAUCGAUGUUCGGGGGCGGCGGUGAAGGAAAUGGAGGGUCUGGGUAGCUGGUUGACCACUGAAGACCACUCUUCCUGUGAAGUGACAGGUGUUACUCCCAAUACUGACAGACAUUUGAACAUGAGUCAGGUGCUCCAGCUUGGUGGUGUGAACGAGGACAUCCCCUACAUCUACCCUCAGCUUCAGCACAAACACUUCACUGGCUGCAUUCGCAACCUUAUCGUAGACAGCAAGCUGUAUGAUUUGGGCUCACCGGCCGACUCUCAGUCCAGCUCUCCAGGCUGCCUGACCACCGAUAGCAGCUGUGUCAACAUGGGCUAUCCGUCCUGUGGCCACCGGGGUCGCUGUCAUGGUGAGUGGGGCUCCUUCAGCUGCCAGUGUGUGCCCGGAUACACAGGACACCAAUGCGAAGAAGAGGUCCAAGAGUAUUCCUUCGAUGGCCACAGUCACGUGCAUUACCAGCUGGCUUCUCCACUGCCUGCCCGGAGGACAUGGAUUCAAGUCCUGGUUCGAACCCGUAAACACACCAGCAUCAUCCUUAACCUGAUCUCUGAGGAUCAGAGGGAAUACCUGCGACUAGAGAUCUUCCAGGGCCUUCUCUGUGUUUUCUCCAACCUGGGAGAUGGGGAUUAUAACCUAACCUUGCCCACAUAUCGUCUUGACAAUGGGGAAUGGCAUGAGGUCUUCCUAGAUCGGCAGGACAAUGAGAUGACGCUGCGAUUGGAUGGUGGUGGUGGACAGAGGGAGGUGACUGGACUGCGGGGCCGAAGCCGAGAAAUCAUAAUUGACCCCACUGUGGUGAUGCUUGGAAACGCAUUCCCUUCUGGAAUCAACAAGAGCUUCCAGGGCUGUAUGAGGGAUCUGCGUCUUAAUGGCCGCUAUAUGCCGCUGGACAGCCAAGCCCGAGAUGGGGUUUCUCAGGUCAGCACACAAGGCCUGUCUGCUGGGUGUUCAUCUGACUCGUGCAGAAGGAACCAGUGUAGCCCCCCAUUUACAUGUGUAGACCUGUGGAGAGUCCACGAAUGCAGAUGUCCCCCUGGUCACAUGAUCCGUGUGAACGGGACCAGAAAGUCCUGUGUUUACACCCUUUGUGCUACCCGGCCUUGUCACCGUGGAACAUGUGUGGCCCAGUCACCCUCCAAAUUCACCUGCCACUGUCCAGAGGGUUACAGGGGACGUCACUGUGAGACGACACUGGCAGUUUACAGAGAGGACGUUGGUCUGAGCUUCAGCUCCCUCUUCGCCAUCUGUAUCUGCUUCAUGGCCUUACUGGUGUUGCUGCUGGGCAUUUUCCUCUACACCCGCUGGAGGUCCUACAAAGGGCUCAAGGAGGGCGUCUACCACGUUUCAGCGCAUCACGACGGCUGGGAGGACAUCCGAGAGAACGUCCUCAACUAUGACGAGGAGGGGGGUGGGGAGGAGGACCAGAAUGCCUACGACAUGGCAGAGCUGCAGAAGUCUCUCCAGCCGAGCCCAGCUCAGUCGGUCCAGUACUGUCGCUCCAGGGCCCUGCACCACCCUCCUCCUCCCCAUCACCACCACCACCUCCUCCACCAGGCGGCCCCUGCCCCGCCGCCUGCCCAGCCUCUGGAGUCCCUGAGCCGGACAGCCAGCUCCACAACCCUGCCCCCUUCUGCAGCCUCCUCUUCCUCCACAGCCACCACCACCACCAGCCUGCGCAGGGACGUGCCCCCCACCAGGCUGCCAGCGCAGGGCCAGGCCCGCCCCUCCCAGCUGGCGCGUCGCUCUCUGUCGUUCUCCAGCCAGGACCUGGCCCGGUACCUGUGUGAGAUCAUCCGCGACGCUGACCAGCACCCGGACACAGGACCUUUUGACUCCCUGCAGGUCUUCUCCACCGAGGGAGGGGGCUCGCCCGCCGGCUCCCUCAGCUCCUUCAGUUCUGCAGGAUUGGACGGAGGGAGUGGUGGAGACGGGGGAGGGGAGGCGAGGAGGGAGGAGACGCUCGGGGAGUGGGGGCCUCGCUUUGAGAAGCUGCGGGCGCUGUACGAGCGGGCCGAGGCCAGCGACCUCUGAGCUGCAACGCACACAGAGCAAACUGAACGGACCCUGACAGGCGUCUGCAAGAAACAGUGAAUUAGCAGACGCUUAGCGGCGUUCGAGACCGGAGCACGGCGAGAGACUGACAGAGAGACUCGCAGACACACCCACCAUCACUUUGCUGACAGCUGACUCAAAAGGCGUGGUAUCUAGAGGACGACGAGCGCCGUCAGUCAACAUGGCCGCCUCUUACACAGAUGGAAAGAGCCUGUCGCUCUGCGCCCCCUCUACCUUUGCGGGAGCAGACAGUAUCAAACCUACCAGUCAGGUUAAAGGCUUUAGAACAUCACUCCCUACCCAGGCUACUCAUCAUGAUGGAGCUUAGCUUCACUGUCGGAAAAAUCUGUUCCAGUCACAGACACUAAAGCCCCACAUUCCUCUGCUGUGGAUGAGUGUCACCUGAAGGCCCAAAAUGUGAAAUGAAAAUGUUUUGGCCAGGUUUUUUUUUUUUUUUUAAUUUAUUGGGUUUUUUUAUAUAUAUACCUGAGCAAAUCAGUGGCUCUUAAAAUGUAUUUUUAGCACCUUGCUGCUGAGUGAAUCUUUGUACAUAAUAGACUUGCAUUUAUUCCACACUGCGCUGUCACAUGCUAAGACAGUGAAGAUGAGUGGGUUCAUUCUGAGUAGCCCCUAUAAUACAGAGUUCAGAUUUAUCCCUACAGGACACACGGUGUUCUCGCUGCCUGGCUGUACACAGCUUCUGUCAAUGUUUGUAAGAGAAAAAAAGUGCUUCGACCAUCAUCGAGUCCCACAGUGAGAUUUCUGUUCUUUUGGUAAUGUGUCUUUUGCUGGGUUGAGUAAUUCUGUAUUGGUCGGGUGUUUCAAGAUUCAACGCUCCGUGGGUUGUAAGACAUCAAGCUUUCUGCUUAGUACUGCUCCCGCGUCUUCAUUUGAUUUCCCAUUCUCAUUCGCAUUCCUCUGCUGCUCGUUCCUCCUCACCCAUAGGAGCGCGCAGACAAAUUCAAACAGCUUUGUAACAAAGAAAUGUGAGUGGACGUGUGGACUGCAGGAGGGAAGAAAUACUUGCUCUGUUGCUCUGUUGGGCCUACGCUCCUCCUCGGGCAUACCAAAUUUGGCGUCGGGGAGAGGCUCUUUUAACAGGAGGCUGCUCACGGAAUACAAACUAUGUGGAGCAGCUUUUCAAGGUGACUGCUCAGUGCAAACAAAUGGAUGGAGGAGGAUGAAGGAUAUUUAUGAGGAUUACACAAAUAAAUGCAGUUCUGAGCUGUGAUACCUGAGCCAUAGACUGUUCAAACACGCACUUAUUGUCAGUGUCUAUUGUCAGUUUCAAAAUUCGAACACACUCUUAGCUGAAACAGUCUGAUAACAAAUACAGGCCAGGGAGCUAAUGACUGUGCAGUUAUUAUGCAAACUGUGAAUUGUCGACAUGGUGGCAAUCCCUGCCAGCUCCUCUUGUUUGGCUUCAUUGUGACAUCAAAAUAAAAAAAAUAAAAAAAAAAACACAACAACAGUUGUUGAAGCGGUGAGAACAAAUUGUCUGACAGGAAUGAAAAGGCAAAGAACAAUAAUAAAGCGGUGAAGGCGAAGAGGGAGGCAGCGUCUAAAAAAAGGACCUGUGCUUCUCACCUUUGAUGAGAGAGAUAAUUACAGGCUAAGGGUUAGAAUCAGAGAGCAGAUGAGGAGGAGAGGCCGAGAGCGGGUGACUGUACGGUGAAGUGUUUCACCCCAGUGCACAGCAGCACUGCGAGGAGCUACAGGGACAACAUGCGGGAAGCAAUGGCUUUCUGUAGAAACAAUUUGUUGCACAGUAAAAAUGGCUUUAGUACAAAAGUCAUGCCCGUCCUCCUCCAAACACCUCCGCCCUCUCUCUCUGUUCUCCAAAAGGCCAGCCAGACUUCUGGCAUUUCAGAGGCUGUAUUCUGCUGGAGCUAGCAACAGCACUCACUGGCUUUUAUUAUUACCAUUAUUAGUAGUAGUAGUAGUAUUUGUCUUCCGGCAGAGACGAGCAUCUCAGCAGGAAGCAGUUAAAGGGUAGAAGAGGGUGAAAACCUGUCAGGCCACUAAUCCUAAUAGGAGCUGAUGGUCUGCCGUCAUGCUGGAAAAGCCAAAGGAUUGAAUGGACUCUCAAAAAAAGUCAGACAGACAAGUUGAUUCCCAGAUGGCAGCUUUCCAGAACCGUGCUUUUUUUGGAAAGCUGAGACAACAAUGGCAGUCUAAAAUAAUAAUAAAAAAAUAACGGCCUUAGCAGUCAGGCAAGGGUGGCGGCACGCCGUAGAAAGAUCCCUGAAAAUACGGCACAGGCUUUUGUGUUGUUCUGUUGUUUGGAGCGCGGGGCUUUCCUCCAGGGUUUGUAUUUUAUUCCUGUGGAGAGGGACGGAGCCUGCGCCACACACAGAGGUGACGGAUGGAGACUGCUUCACAGCUGUUUUUGGAACGAGCAGACGAUCACUUCAUUCAUUUGUAGCAUAAAAUGGCUUCUUAACUGUUGUGUUCUGGGUACAGACAUGUUGUGAUCAAAGUCAAUGUUUUUACCUCAUUUGUAAAUACAGAGAUAGAUUAAUUAUCGCUUUUUGUCCAGAAAAGCAGCAGCAUAGCAGCAGCUUCUGAGGAAAAAAAAUAAUCCACAUAUUUUUUAUCAACAUGAUGGUGAUGAGCUUUUGACAGUUAUAUAAGUGUUUUGUAUUUGCUUUGACCUUUUUUUCUCAAUAAAUUCAUUGAUUUGCACCAGU
This is a messenger RNA of Mugil cephalus (flathead mullet), 11955 nucleotides long. RefSeq names its product neural-cadherin. The record is from RefSeq and is a predicted model, not a curated record. NCBI's taxonomy places the organism in Eukaryota, Metazoa, Chordata, Actinopteri, Mugiliformes, Mugilidae. Bases 383 to 9244 code for a protein of 2953 amino acids. Gene Ontology annotation, cellular component: cell-cell junction; plasma membrane. The transcript is spliced from 37 exons. Gene Ontology annotation, biological process: homophilic cell-cell adhesion. Gene Ontology annotation, molecular function: calcium ion binding.